AUGGCUGAGCAAGAGAGCUUAGAGUUUGGCAAAGCCGACUUUGUCCUCCUGGACCGUGUGACCCUGGAGGACUUCAUGGACAACCUGAAGCUCAGCAGUGUCACCUUUUUCGGUUCCCACGGUUUGAGAAGGGGCGCAUCUAACCUACAUCGGGGAAUGGUGGUCUCUAUGAAACCUUACAAGCAAACGGAGCUUUAUGGGAAGGACAUGAUUGAGCUUAUCGGGGCCGGGAGCUCUCGAAAGGCCGCCUCAUCUCUACGCCGUGGCGAUGCCGCCUACAAGGCCAUGAAGCGGAGGGCCAAAGAUACCUGCAUUGUUCAUCAGUCUCGCAUCCUCAAACAGCAACCGGGCGAGAGAAAUUUCCAUGCCUUCUAUCAGCUGCUUCUUGGAGCCUCGGAUGCUUUGCUGGACUCCCUCCAUUUGGGCAGGGAUCCUGCAGCCUAUCAGUUUACCAGAGAAGGAGCAAGCAAUAAUUCCUUGGGCAGCGAUAAAGCCAACUUCCAGGCGGUAGCAGAUGCCAUGAAGGUGAUCGGUUUUACUUCGGAAGAAAUGAACUCCGUGUACAAAAUCCUGGCAGCCAUCUUACAUUUGGGCAACGUGCGCUUUGCUGCUACAGGGGACAACAUGGAGAUAGAGAACGCGGAGUUGGUUUCCUGUCUUGCGGAGUUGACCUCGACAGAAGUGGAGAGCCUCCUGGACAGCCUCUUGUACCGGACGGUGGCUACCGGGGGAGGCGACGUCAUCCAAAAAGGCCACAGCAUCAAUGAGGCCAGCUAUGCCAGGGAUGCCUGUGCCAAGGCCAUCUAUGAGCGCCUUUUCUGUUGGAUUGUGGCCCGGAUCAAUACCGUCAUUGAGGUGAAGAACUAUGAUCCUCGCAUCCACGGCAAGAAUACUGUGAUCGGGGUCUUGGAUAUCUAUGGCUUUGAGAUUUUUGACAAUAACAGCUUUGAGCAGUUCUGCAUCAACUACUGCAACGAGAAGCUUCAGCAACUGUUCAUCGAGUUGAUCCUGCAGCAGGAACAAGAGGAGUACCAAAGAGAGGGCAUCGAGUGGCAGCAUAUUGAAUAUUUCAACAACCAAAUCAUUGUGGACUUGGUGGAAGAAGCACACAAAGGCGUGAUCGCCAUCCUGGACGAGGCCUGUUUGACUGUGGGGAAUGUCACGGAUGCCCUAUUUCUGGAGUCUAUGAACGGCAGGCUGGGCAAGCACCCCCACUAUGCCAGCCGGAAGGUCAACCCCACUGACAAGUCCCUGGAGUUUGGUCGUGACUUCCAGAUCAAGCAUUACGCAGGAGACGUCACGUAUUCUGUGGAAGGGUUUUUGGACAAGAACAAGGAUACCCUCUUCCAGGACUUCAAGAGACUGAUGUAUAACAGCACAGACCCCGUCCUCCAGGAGAUGUGGCCUGAGGGCAAGCAGAGCAUCAACAAAGUGACCAAGCGGCCACUGACCGCUGCCAGCCUCUUCAAGAACUCCAUUGUCGCUCUGGUGGAAAACCUGGCCUGCAAGGAGCCCUACUACGUCCGUUGCAUCAAACCAAAUGACCAGAAGUCCCCCUUGUUCUUUGAUGUGGAACGCUGCCGCCAUCAAGUCUCCUACCUGGGUCUGCUGGAGAAUGUCCGCGUCCGGAGAGCCGGCUUUGCCUACAGGCAACCUUAUGACCGCUUUCUGCUCCGGUAUAAGAUGACCUGUGAGUACACCUGGCCCCACCACCUCAUGGCCACCGACCGCGAGGCCACGCAGGUCUUGAUAGAGCAGCACGGCUUCCAGGACGAUGUUGCCUAUGGACACACCAAAAUCUUCAUCCGCACGCCCAGGACGCUUUUCUCUCUGGAGCAGGCGCGGGCGCAGUUGAUCCCCAUAAUUGUGUUGCUGCUGCAGAAGGCCUGGAGGGGUGCCCUGGCCCGUAAGCGCUGCCGGUACCUGCGGGCCAUCUACACCAUCAUGGUUUACUACAAGCGCCACAAGGUGAAGGCUUACCUCCAAGAGCUUGUCCAGCGCUUCCAGGACGUGCGCAGCAUGGCUGACUAUGGCAAGAGCGUGGCUUGGCCGGAGCCCCCUGCUGUGCUGGCACAUUUCCAAGAAAACAGCAAGCUCAUUUUCCGCAGGUGGAGAGCCAGGCAGAUUGUGAAGAACAUCCCUCCAUCCGAUAUGGACCAGAUCAAGGCCAAAGUGGCUGCUCUCGAGGUCUUGCAAGGCUUACGGAAAGACUGGGGCUGCUGCCGGAACUGGUGCCGAAACUAUUUAGUGUUGGUGAGCAUUUUCACUGAGGAUAUCAGGGCACCUCCAGAUUGGUUUACAGGAAUGACAAAGAGGCCGCUGCAGGUGCAAGUGUCGGACUGCAUCCAGGCCAGCCUGAAUGGACGCAAGAGGCUGGUGUCGGUGGAGACCCGCGAAGGACAGGCCACACCAGACUUCGCCAAGAGCCGGGACGGUUUUGUCCUCUACUGCCCAAGAAGAUGA
This is a messenger RNA of Sceloporus undulatus (fence lizard), 2463 nucleotides long. Its product is annotated as unconventional myosin-Ig-like. Gene Ontology annotation, cellular component: plasma membrane; myosin complex; vesicle. The record is from RefSeq and is a predicted model, not a curated record. Gene Ontology annotation, molecular function: microfilament motor activity; actin filament binding; ATP binding. Gene Ontology annotation, biological process: actin filament organization; vesicle transport along actin filament. The transcript has 17 exons. Bases 1 to 2463 code for a protein of 820 amino acids. NCBI's taxonomy places the organism in Eukaryota, Metazoa, Chordata, Lepidosauria, Squamata, Phrynosomatidae.